This is a messenger RNA of Penicillium canescens, 582 nucleotides long. RefSeq lists its product as uncharacterized. The transcript is spliced from 2 exons. Lineage: Eukaryota; Fungi; Ascomycota; Eurotiomycetes; Eurotiales; Aspergillaceae. The record is from RefSeq and is a predicted model, not a curated record. Bases 1 to 582 code for a protein of 193 amino acids.
AUGGGCUACUCAGCCAACCCCCCACCACACCCCCCAGCCCUAACACCAGACCACCAAAUCUUCAUCUCAAUCCACCACCGCGGCGAACUCUCCCUCGACGAAAGCAGACGCGACCUCGGAUAUAGCGCCUACCACUGGGGUGUCCUCCUCGCGCCCCGAAGCCCGAAAGGUGCCUGCUGCCACGCCUUCGACGUGACCGAUGGCUCAUCGCCAGAUCGACUGCUGCGAAUGGACCAUAACCCCAACUUUGACUGGCUGUUUCGUGUGCGCUACUAUGUCAACCCGGAUCAUAGUGGGUCGUUGCUGCUGAGGAUCAAGGUCGGGAAGGUCAGAAUGGGCAAUGCAUUCGAGAACAUUCAUGCGAUUUUGCGGUCCAUUCCGUUGCCGGUUAAGGGUGCUGGCCCGAGUCAAAAUUGUGUUGGGUGGAUCCGGGCUGCUAUUGGGAAAUUGCAGGCCAAUGGUCUUGCGGAGGACUUUGAUGUUGAUGCUUUUAUGGCUAAUGCGCUGACUUUUGUUGAUCGGCGCUUGGCUGAUGUUGAUCGUGUUCCUGAUGUUAUCAAUCACUUGGGGAAGAGGAUUUGA